AUGUUGCGCACUGCUACUUUCACGGGUCUGGCUCUUUUUGCCUUAACGGCGAAUGCAGCACCCAUUCACGACUCCCCUGUCAACCAUAUCGCCAGAAGAACUUUUCAAAGUCGGAAUGCAGAUGUAAACAUCACCACGUGGAAGCCCACAGCCCAAACAGCCUCACGCACUCCGGACAAGUCCUCACAUGUCCUGCCUUUAAAGAAGCGCAAGGCAACCAGCGCCAGCUCUCAUAGCGCAGCCUCCCUGACUGGCAAAACGAAAAAGGCCACCACCUCUGGAAGUAGCACGCUGAUCUCCCUGGCCGAGGGUGAGGAAUACGCUACUUCCAUCACUAUCGGAACACAGACUUUUGAGGUUAUUGUUGAUACAGGAUCUAGCGAUACCUGGGUCGUUGAGGAGGGGUUCACUUGUAUCGAUCUUGAUACUGGUGAGGAUACGACUGAGUCUGCUUGCGACUUUGGUCCAACUUAUACCCCUGAUAGUACUCUGUCAAAGAUAUCCAAUGAGGAAUUCAGCAUUGAAUACGGUGAUGGUGAAUAUCUGUAUGGUUAUAUAGCCACCGAGACUGUAACUCUGGCCGAUGUCACCGUUGACCAGGAAAUUGCUAUUGUCACCGAGAGUGCAUGGGAAGGAGACAGUACUACGUCUGGUUUGACUGGUCUGGCAUACCCUCUAUUAACGAGUGCCUACGAUGGCUUUGAACAGGUAGAAUAUAACCCCAUCUUCACGACAAUGGUCAAAGACGGUCUGGUCGACUCAUACUUCAGCCUUGCUAUCCUUCGUGAUGUUUCUGGCGAUGCAGGAUACCUGACUCUUGGUGGUCUUCCCCCGAUUACCUUUAAUGAAACCUGGACUUCGACCGAUAUCCUAAUCACUUCCAUUGAAGGAUACAGCAAAGGCUACGACUUUUACACUAUCAACAUUGACUCAGUCAGUGUGAAUGGCAAGACCAUUUCUGGCGCAGGGGGCACCGAUAUUCAGUACAUUGUCGACUCUGGUACAACCCUCAACUAUUACCCUACUGCCGUCGCCGAUGCUGUAAAUGCUGCCUUCGAGCCUGCAGCCACAUAUAACUCAGAUGAAGGGGCCUACGUCGUAGACUGCAAAGCCACUGCUCCCACCCACACCAUCACUAUCGGCGGCACUGCCUUCACCAUUAACCCGCUCGACUUGAUCCUGUACGCUGGUACUGAUGAUGAAGGCAAUGAUAUCUGCAUUACUGGUAUCGUUGAUGGUGGUGAUGAUUACUCUGAGGAUGUGUUUAUCCUCGGUGAUACCUUCCAGAAGAAUGUAGUCACCGUUUUUGAUGUUGGCGCCACUGAGUUGAAGUUUGCGCCUAAUGUGGACUAUACAUCUAAUGAUGACUAUUAG
Molecule: messenger RNA, 1374 nt
Organism: Penicillium taxi
Lineage: Eukaryota; Fungi; Ascomycota; Eurotiomycetes; Eurotiales; Aspergillaceae
Product: acid protease
Exons: 3
Coding region: 1-1374 (457 amino acids)
Biological process (GO): proteolysis
Cellular component (GO): fungal-type vacuole
Molecular function (GO): aspartic-type endopeptidase activity
Source: RefSeq, a predicted model, not a curated record